AUGAGCAGCGCAAACCCCGUUUGCCCAAAGGACUUUGAUUGGAGCAAGCACUACCCUAUCGUCGCCAAGGAUUCACCCAAGUGCGUGGAGUUCCUUGACAUCGGUUGUGGCUAUGGCGGCCUCCUUGUUGAGCUGGCACCCAUGUUUCCAGACCAGCUCAUGCUGGGCAUUGAGAUUCGAGUGAAGGUGUCAGACUACGUUCGUGACCGCAUCGACGCCUUGAGGAAAACCCAUGAGGGCAAGUACGGCAACAUCAGUGUCAUUCGCACAAACGCCAUGAAGUUCCUUCCCAACUACUUUGAGAAAGCCCAGCUGAGCAAGCUCUUCUUCCUGUAUCCAGACCCACACUUCAAGAAGAAGAAACACAAGUGGCGCAUCAUCAACACCAACCUGUUGGCGGAGUACGCGUAUGUGCUUCGACCAGGGGGCCUCGUGUAUACAAUCACGGAUGUCAUUGCGAUGAACGAGUGGAUGGUAUCGCACUUGUCUGCGCACCCGCUCUUCGAACGCGUCACGCAGGAGGAACUGGAGCAAGAUCCGAUUGUGCCCAAGCUGUACCAGAGCACAGAGGAAGGCAAGAAGGUUUAUCGCAACAAGGCCCGCGGCGAAAACCACGGUGAUGGAGAAGUGCGCGUUGCGGUCUUCAGGCGUAGGCCUGACCCGCCCCGCACACACGCGGCCACAGCGUGA
This is a messenger RNA of Salpingoeca rosetta, 690 nucleotides long. Its product is annotated as tRNA (guanine-N(7)-)-methyltransferase. The transcript is spliced from 9 exons. Gene Ontology annotation, molecular function: tRNA (guanine(46)-N7)-methyltransferase activity. Gene Ontology annotation, biological process: tRNA methylation; RNA (guanine-N7)-methylation. The coding region runs from base 1 to 690 and encodes 229 amino acids. Lineage: Eukaryota; Choanoflagellata; Craspedida; Salpingoecidae. Gene Ontology annotation, cellular component: tRNA methyltransferase complex. The record is from RefSeq and is a predicted model, not a curated record.